UGUUUUAAAUUACAAGAGCCAUGAUUGAUAGAUUAUUUUGUGAUACCAUUCAUGACUCAAAAAACUGUAACGCCAUUCGGGACCAAGGGAAUUAUGGUAAGAACACCUUUUUGUCGACCAAUUCUAAUGAUAACGAUUUGGGACGUAGUGUGUCUAUUGUGGGCACACUAUAUAAUGAAGAAGAUGAGUUCACGAGAGAUGAGUUAUCAAAACAAGCUGUUAUACCUUGCCAAAAUGCAAUAUUUCCUGGUCGACAAAAUCAUUAUGAUGGAAUUGAAUGUUCUAAACCGUCCAUCAACAGUGAAUUUGAUGAUUUCGGUGGAAAAAGAGAAGAUAAUACGAAUCAUGUUCGGAGCGUCGGUUCGCAGUGGGGAACUAACGUCAAUAACAACACUCACCAACCUGGAUAUAGCGACGGAAAGGGUAAAGGCAAUACCGGCACUCGAACAGUGCUCUCAGAAUCCUCAAAGAAGAUCCAGUUUCUGUACGAACAAUUGGGGCCAUUGCUCCGAGUCAAUACCCCUGGGGGCAAUGCACGGUACAAGAAAAAGACCUGCAACCUUGUACUGCCGAACGAUCUACCUAAAAUUUGGAGCAAUGAGUGUGAUACCUCCUUGUGCCAAGUGUUCCCAAGUGAUGAGUUCGAUGAUGGACAUGGGUAUCGUAACAAUUUACCAAUUACAAUCGAUACAAUUAUGAAGCCUAACCGUUGCUAUAUUGCAAAUUCACUUGGUUAUAAGAUCUACGAUAAAGAUCAAGAAGAUUAUAUCAAGUAUAUAAAAGAAGAACUUAACUGUUACAUUGAGGAAGUUAUGGAAUAUGGAUUCGAUCAUAUCAUAAUAAUUGGGCAACAAAACUGCGGAAUACUUUUCCUGGACUGCUUCGGCCGCGUGUUUAAUUUGGACGGUAUGUCAAGUACAUUAGUGUUUCAUGGGGAUUACUUAGAAGGAGUGGAAAGAGUGACAAAGGGAUUUGAGCUUAAAUGGAUGCGAUGGAUCAUAGAAUCUGAUACAGGGAAUAUUGUUGUAGCUGCUGAACCUGUUGAAGCUGAUUAUGGUCCCAUGCAUUCUUAAGAGAAAAAAAAGAAGAGUUCAAAAAAGAAGAGUUCAAGAAAGAAGCGUUCAAGAAAGUAAAUUCACUGAUUUAGUUUUAUGCUUGCUAUUAGGUGGAAAUUAUUCAGUAAAGUAAACUCUUAUUGUUAAUUGAUGGAGAUAACUGAUUGAUAAUUAGUUUGAUUCUGAAGCACACUGCUUAGUUACUUAAUACAAAAAAAUAAAAUGCAUUGUGAAAUAUUCAUUUUAUCUGUGAAAAUAUUAACAUAUAUUCUACAUAUUGUUUUUUCCGCAUCGUUUAUUUCGAGGUUAAGCGUGGAGGAUAUUGACUAUGUUAUAGCUAAAGUUUUGAAAUCGAAUCAAUGCCUCCCUUGAAGCAUUAGCUCCUG
Molecule: messenger RNA, 1441 nt
Organism: Rhizophagus irregularis DAOM 181602=DAOM 197198
Lineage: Eukaryota; Fungi; Glomeromycota; Glomeromycetes; Glomerales; Glomeraceae
Source: RefSeq, a predicted model, not a curated record